CGAACCAUAAAUCAGACUUUACGCACCGGAACCAGCGCGCGCCUCACAGCGGCGGCCACGCGUCUCUCCACCUCAACUCCCCAGUCAGGGCUGAUGUGCGGGAGCUGGAGCUGGGCGUGAACGAGGACAGAUCCGAGGACGGAUCCGAGGGUUCCAGGCUGGAUUGGUUAGUCCGGGUGUGGACCCGGGAGGAUUAUCUCCACAUGAGUCCCGUCCCGGGGGAUUAGGACAUGGACCUCCAGGUGGUGGUGGGGCUGCUGUACUGCGGGCUGCUGCCCGCGGCACUGCUCGCAGCCUGUCUUUUCCGCUUCAACCUGCUGUCGGUGGUUUACCUCCUCUACCUGCUGUGUCUGCCGUGGUUCUUCUGUCCAAACAAGUAUACAGUUAGAGCUUCCACGGGUCACUUUAUCAGAGCAGUAUUCUGCACCAGUCUGCUCUUUGUCCUGGCUCAUGUGUGUUUCCAGACGGUACUCUACACCUAUCCUCCCUUCAACAUUGCCCUAGGAGAAAACUGUUCACAGUGGGAUACCAUAACCAGACAUGUGGGACUGUCCAGGCUACCUUUGGAUGAUCCGUGGAACAUGCUCCGCCUGUUGUGUCCUGACGUAGGCGUGUGUGUGGUAUCCAUGGUAACCAUCAUCCUCUGCAGCAGACUGGUCAGGAACAGAGAAAUGGUGGUUGCUGCCAACAUUACAUCAAUAGGAAACAGUCCUGCAGACGGAACAUCGGAUGACGAGGAGGACGAGGAGAAUGAGGAGGAUGAGGGGUCAUUAGCUGAUGAAGAUGAAGAGGAGGAGACAUUAGCUGAUGAAGAUGAAGAGGAGGAGACAUUGCCCGGUGACUCAGAUGAAAUGUCUACAGCAGCCAGAGCAAAGCAGCUUGCUGAACAUCUGAAGGCUACGGCCCGGAAGGUUCUGCAUGACCUUGGGAGGAUUCUGGCCGUCAGCCUGCUGGGUUUGGCUGGCAUCACGCUUCCCUCUGCCUUCUCAGCCAUCUACUUCCUGCUCUUCAUCGGCCUGUGCACGUGGUGGGCGUGCCACCUGCCCAUCAGCCGGCUGGGCUUCAACGCCGUAUGUGUGAUGGUGGGCUUCUUCGCCGCGGGUCACAUGGUCUGUCUCUACCUGUACCAGAGUCUGCUGGUCCAGGCUCUGUUCCCUCCCCCCAGUCUGUGGGCCAGACUCUUUGGUCUAAAGGACAUUAUCAUCCCUGGGAACUGCUCUCUGCCCGAUGAGCUCAGCCUCAACGCCAUACACGACUGGCCCGUCUACGUCAACCCAGGAAUCCUCUUCGUCCUCUACAUUACCCUAGCUGCUGUUCUCAAGACAGGAAGUCACGCCCGACCCGAGCAGGACGGCCAGAAGCAGCAGGAGAAGAAGGAAGCAUUGAAUGAUGAGCUGGUGGAUUCCAGCUCCUGGACUCCACAGAGGGACGACAGUGAAGAGGACACUCAGGUUCAUAUCCUGCUCGUUUCCAUGACAACGGAGAGUGGAGGAGGAGCUGCAGCUGCAGAAAGCGAGCCAGUUCUGGGUGCUGGCGGGCCGCCGGCUGCUCAGUCCAGUGAGAGCCCGUUCUUCCUGCUGGGGAAGGUGGUGAUGCAGCAGAGCUACGUGUGCGCUCUCAUCGCCAUGAUGGUGUGGAGCAUCACCUACCACAGCUGGCUGACCUUCGUCCUGCUCCUGUGGGCCUGUCUCAUCUGGAUGCUGCGGGCCAGACGGCACGCUGCCACCCUGUGCUCCCCGUUCAUCCUGCUGUACGGCCUGGCGCUGUGCUGCCUGCAGUACGUGUGGGCCAUGGACCUGCAGGCAGAGCUGCCCACCACCGUGGGAACCAUGAGCCUAAGCCAGCUGGGCCUGGACCGGGCCCAGUACCCCUGCCUGAGGCUGGGAGCCAUGCUUUUAUUCACCUUAACCUUUUGGCUGCUGCUGCGUCAGUCAGUGAAGGAAAACUUCAAGAGGAAGAGCAAACUGACCCUGCCACUGCUAGGAGUCACCACCAGAGAAGACGGUGCUGGUUCUGAGUCGGUGCUGAAGAUUCUGGGUGGCAUGGUGAUGAGCUGCUACGCCAAAUACUGGAUCUACGUGUGCGGAGGAAUGUUCAUCGUGGUCUCUUUUGCUGGCAAACUGGUUGCAUACAAAAUCGUCUACAUGCUGCUGUUCCUGCUCUGCCUGUGUCUCUACCAGGUCUACUACUCUCUCUGGAGGCAUUUGUUGAAGCUCUUCUGGUGGCUUGUGGUGGCCUACACCAUGCUGGUGCUCAUCUCCAUCUACACAUACCAGUUUGAAGACUUCCCUGACUACUGGAAGAACUUCACCGGCUUCACCGAUGGACAGUUGGAGGCGAUUGGUCUGGAGAAGUUUGUUCUGUCUGAACUCUUCUCAAGUAUUCUGAUCCCAGGUUUCUUCCUGCUGGCCUGUAUUCUGCAGCUGCACUACUUCCACAAACCCUUCAUGAGAAUCACCGACCUGGACCAUGUCACCCCCACGUACAAAAAGACAGACAAAGAAAGAGGUGAGCGAGGCAGCUCCAGUAAUGUGAGGAUGACCACCGAGGAGGAAGACCUGGUGACAAACAACGAUGCAGAGUCUGAAGAUCACGAGGAGCUGAUUCCCAGUAAAUGGGGCCUGGUGAUGGACAGGUUGCUGGUUCUCUCCAGGAGGUUCUCGGACAUACUUGACGGAAUCCAGGUGUUCAUCUGGAGGCUCCUGGAGCUUCACAUCCUCAAGAUGGUGGCCCUGUUCACCGUGUGGGUGGCACUUGAAGAGCCCUCGGUGAUGAAUCUGGUCCUGGUGGUGCUGUGGUCUCUGGCCCUGCCCUACGCCCGCUUCAGGCCCACGGCCUCCUGCCUGUCCACCGUCUGGAUCUGUGUCAUUAUCGUCUGCAAGAUGCUGUACCAGCUCAGCGUGGUCAACCCUGACGAGUACUCCCGCAACUGUAGCCUGCCUCUGAUGAAUGAAACCAACCUGUCUCCAGAGGAGAUCAAGACCUCAUCCUUGUAUAAGGAGCCAGUGGAUCCAGCCAAAUGGUUUGGGAUCAGGAAGGAUUCUACUGCACUGGGAUAUAGCAAGAACCAUCUCAUGGUGCUGAUGUUGCUGGUGUUUGAAGCAACAGUCUACCGUCACCAGGCUCACCAUUACCGUCAGCUCCGGCGCUCCCCGCCGCUCAUCCCAGCCCUCUUCCCUGCUGCCACCAGGGACACGUUAGACGGCGGCCUUUUGCCCUGCAUCAAAUACCUGCUCAACUUCACUUUUUACAAGUUUGGGUUAGAGAUAUGUUUCCUGAUGACGGUGAACGUGAUCGGCCAGCGCAUGAACUUCGUGGUGAUUCUGCACGGCUGCUGGAUGGUAGCUCUGCUGGUGAGGAGGAGACGAGCAGCCAUCGCCGGGAUCUGGCCCAGAUACUGUCUCUUCCUGUCCAUCUUCAUGAUCUACCAGUACCUGCUGUGUGUGGGCAUCCCCCCCGCUCUCUGCACAGACUACCCAUGGAGAUGGAACACCCAGGUGUUGAUGAACUCUGCUCUCAUCAAAUGGAUCUACCUGCCCGACUUCUACACAGUGCCCAACUCCAAAAACCUGAUCGCGGACUUUGUGCUCCUCAUAUGUGCAUCGCAACAGCUGCAAGUGUUUGAGUGUGAACGCAAGGAGGAGUGGAUGGUCCAGGCAGGAGAGAACACGGAUGAACCCGAGCCCAUGGAGGGCCGACUCUUUAAUCCUGCACCCAACUUCAUUAACUGCAGGAGUUAUCUGGACAUGGCCAAAGUCCUGGUGUUUCGUUACCUCUUCUGGUUUGUGCUGUCUGUGGUCUUCAUCACUGGGGCCACCAGGAUCUCUGUGUUUGGACUGGGAUACUUGUUAGCCAGCUUUUUCUUCCUGCUGUUUGGGACUAAACUGCUGGUGAAACCAUCCAGGACCCGCCUCGUCCUGUGGGACUGCCUCAUCAUCUAUAACGUGGCCGUCAUUGUAUCCAAGAACGUCUUAUCUAUUCUGGCCUGUGUGUUUGUGCUGGAGAUGCAGAAACGGUUCUGUUGGGUGAUCCAGCUCUUCAGCUUGGUCUGCACAGUUAAAGGAUAUUAUGAUCCGAACACGGUGAACGGAAGCACGUGCAGCCUCCCAGUGGAGGAAGCAGGCGUAAUCUGGGACAGCUUCUGUUUCAUCUGUCUUCUUCUGCAGAGGAGAAUCUUCCUUAGUUACUACUUUCUGCAUGUAACAACAGAGCUACAGGCUUCUGCCAAACAGGCAUCCAGAGGGUUUGAGCUCUUUAGGGCCACCAUCACCAAGAACAUUGAGUUCCACCACCAGAUUGAGAAGAAGUCACUGUCACAGGUCAAAAGAUCCAUGCAGAGAAUCCGCUCCAAGCAGCAGAAGUACAGAACUGGACACCAGACGAGUGAAGGUCCCAGUGAUGGCCAGACUGCUGACAAACAGACAGAUGAGGAUAAAUCGAGGAAGAAGAAGUGGCAUCAGCCAUGGUUAGACCACGCUACAGUCCUCCACUCAGGCGAGUACUACUUGUUUGAAUCAGACAGCGAAGAUGAGGAGGAACUGAGUGCUGAAGAGAAGAAGCCUCAAAGACAGAGCGCUUUUCAGUUGGCGUACCAGGCAUGGGUGAGCAAUGUGAAAACUGUCCUGCGAGAACGGCAGAGACGGCAGAAACACCUGAGACCAAUCGAGACGGGACAAAAAAUGAACCAAGAACAGCAGGCUCUUAUUGUGAAAGGUGCUGAUGAGGAUGUCUUUGAAGAUGCUGUUCAGACUGAUGAUGGGGAGGAAAAGGAGGAAGAGUCUGUUCAUGGUGUGAUGGUCCAGAAGAUCUUGGAUAUUCUGCACUUCUUGUGGGCGGUGGUUUUGGCCAUGGUGGAUGGAUUGACGCAGUGGCUGGACACUCUGACCAAACAAUACAGCGACACAUCCACGGUUCUGUGCAACGAACGCUACUUCAUCAUUCAUAGAAUCCAGCAGCAUAAUGCAGCAGCCGUGCGAACAGAGGACCAGCUGUCUCAGGAUUCCACAAUUUACACCUUUCUGGACGAAGCUGAUGCAGAACAUUCCACCACUAACAGCUGCACACGCAGGGGGUCAACAGGCCGGUCCACCCCCAGGCCCAACAGCACCGGGAAUCUCCUGGGUGCAGAACUCCUGUCCUCCAGCGCUGGACUGCAACAAGACCUGACCCAACAACACCACAGACACUCCAGAACAGCCAGCGAGAUCUUAUCAGAGCGGCAGUUCUUCAUCGAGGAGCUGGAGCAGAGCCGAGAUUUCUUCGACAACCAGAACCGGCUGCUGAAGCUGCUGCUCUCCAUGUACACGCUGCUGUCGGCCAACUCCGAGCUCGUCUGCUACUUCAUCAUCGUGCUGAACAACGUGGUCAGCGCCUCCGUCAUCUCUCUGCUGCUGCCGAUACAGGUGUUCCUGUGGGCCAUGCUGGCCGUCCCCAGGCCCAGCAAGUGGUUCUGGAUGACUGCUAUCGUCUACACAGAGGUGAUGGUGGUGGUAAAAUACAUCUUCCAGUUUGGAUUCUUUCCCUGGAACGGCGUGUAUGAGAUGAUGCUGAACGAGGACAAGCCUUUCUUCCCACCUCGCAUCUUUGGUGUGGAGAAAACUGACAACUACAUCAAAUACGACCUCCUUCAGCUGCUGGUUCUGUUCUUCCACAGAUCGCUGCUCAUGCAAUAUGGUCUGUGGGACCACGAUGGGACGAUGGAGAGUCAGGACCCCACAUCACAGGCAGGACCAAACAUUGGAGACAGAGAUGAAGAUGGAAGUGGGCAUGAAGUAAAGGAAGAAGGGGAAAAACGUAGCACAGAAUCCACAGGGAAAAAGCUGGAUGCUGAAAUGAAGCAACAUGAAAAGGUGGACCCUGCUGAAGCAGCUAGCAGCUCCCCGGCAGCAGAACUACUCAGUGAGUCCCAGGAUGGAGCAGAGCUGCUGCCCCAGGGGAUGGAAGCAGAUGCUGUGAAAGAUGUGGAGACAGGUGGUGAACAGUUGGUGGAAGAAGUGCAGAAGAAAAGCAGCGGCAUCCGCUCCCGCAAAAACCCCAAAAGACCCAAAGCAGAGUCCCAGACUGAGUCUGCAGAUUCUAGCAAAGAGCAAGUGAAGAAGAAGAAGAAAGCCAGGAGGUCAGAGGCCGCCGGCAUGAGAAUCGUGACUGUGGCACAAAAGAUGAAACACGCCUUAAUUUCUGGCGUACAGAAGGCAAGAAGACCAGCUCAGACUUUCCUCGGGAAUAUUCUUCAUGCCAAGAAUCGUGCUGCCACUGAUGUCUACGCCCUCAUGUUCCUAACCGACGUCAUCGACUUUGUCAUCGUCAUCUUUGGAUUCUGGGCUUUCGGGAAACACAGUGCAGCAGCUGAUAUCGCCUCCACGCUGUCGGAGGACCAGGUUCCUGAAGCGUUCCUGGUCAUGUUACUCAUCCAGUUCAGCACCAUGAUCAUCGACAGAGCCUUGUACCUGCGCAAGGCUGUCCUGGGAAAACUCAUCUUUCAGGUGAUCCUUGUUUUUGGGAUUCACCUCUGGAUGUUCUUCAUUCUGCCGGCUGUCACUGAAAGGAAGUUCAACCAGAACUUUGUGGCCCAGCUCUGGUACUUUGUGAAGUGUAUUUACUUCGGCCUGUCAGCCUACCAGAUCCGCUGCGGGUAUCCCACACGCAUCCUCGGAAACUUCCUCACCAAGAAAUACAACCACCUCAACCUGUUCCUCUUCCAGGGGUUCCGCCUGGUGCCGUUCCUGGUGGAGCUGCGAGCAGUGAUGGACUGGGUUUGGACCGACACCACUCUCUCUCUGUCCAACUGGAUGAGUGUGGAGGACAUUUAUGCAAACAUCUUCAUCAUUAAAUGCAGCCGUGAAACGGAGAAGAAAUACCCCCAACCUAAAGGACAGAAGAAGAAGAAGAUAGUGAAAUAUGGCAUGGGCGGCCUAAUCAUCUUCUUCUUGAUCUGCAUCAUCUGGUUCCCACUUCUCUUCAUCUCAUUGGUCAGAUCAGUGGUGGGUGUGGUCAACCACCCCAUCGAUGUCACUGUCACCGUCAAACUGGGAGGUUACGAGCCCUUAUUCACCAUGAGUGUACAGCAACAGUCCAUCCAACCCUUUACUGUCGAGCAAUAUGAUGAACUCACCAAGAAAUUUGGAGACAAUGCUAUGGCCAUGCAGUUCAUCACGCUCUACAGCUAUGAAGACAUUGUGACAGCGAUGAUUGAAGGCAGCUCAGGAUCAGUGUGGAGAAUCAGCCCCCCUAGCAGACAGGAAGUCAUUAAAGAACUACUGGGAAGUCCUGUUGACCUCACACUCCGUCUCUCCUGGAACUUUCAGAGGGACUUGGGUAAAGGUGGGACGGUUGAACACACGUUUGACAAGCAUUCCAUCGACCUGGAGCCUGGAAACCCAGUCAGGGCUGAUCUGGCAUCUCUGCUGGUCGGAAACCGCUCUGAGCCGGUGCUUGUUCCCAAUUUGUUCCCCAACUACAUCCGAGCCCCCAAUGGAGCUGAAGCCAAACCUGUUAGUCAGCUGUAUGACGGUGAUGAAGACGGCUACCUGAACCUGACCCUGUCCCUGAAGAGUGACCGGUCCCUGAGCAGCUACGGGAACCAGGAGUGGUGGGACAUCGCUUUUGCAGGAUGCAGCGCCCCGUCCUCCUGUGGAGUGCUGCCAAUGAUCGUCUUCAACGACAAAGUCAGCCCCCCCAGCCUGGGAUUCCUGGCUGGAUAUGGGAUCAUGGGAUUGUACGUGUCCGUGGUCCUCGUCAUCGGGAAGUUUGUACGUGGUUUCUUCAGUGAGAUCUCCCACUCCAUCAUGUUUGAAGAGCUGCCGUGUGUGGACCGGAUCCUGAAGCUCUGCACCGACAUCUUCCUGGUGCGGGAGACGGGAGAGCUGGAGCUGGAGGAGGAACUUUACUCCAAACUGAUCUUCCUCUAUCGAUCUCCAGAGACAAUGAUCAAAUGGACUCGGAACAAAUACAGUGGAGACCAGGACUGAAGCUCUUCUGUCUGCUGAGACACGACCACAAAGGGAACCCACAUGUUGACCACAUGUGGACCAUACAUGGUUUUCCUCCUGACUUUUAUGAACAGAGACAGUUUAGUGAGAUGUUUGGACAAGUAUCUGCAGCUGCAGAACCACUGGGAUGAAAUCGGACCACGUUUGGACGUGCAAAGCCGUCGUCGGGCCGUGACGACGGUUCCACUGUGGGAGGACGGCAGAGAACUGGAUAUCUGUUGGGAAAGGUUUCCGUCUCCAGGGACAGAACCUUCCUGGAGACCAAAACCAGUCAAACUGAGUUGUGUUUGACCAGUGAAAGGCCUGGUGGAGGUUCUGGUUCCUUCGUGGAGGAUUCCAGGUGGCAGGGACUGAUGCUGGAAGCAGGAACAGUUUACUUUUGUCAAACAUUUUCACUUUGAAGCUGGUGUAAAACUGCUGGAUGAAAUCUGGAAUCUUGUUAAUUGAACACUUUUAUUUCACUACUGAACAUUUUGACUUUGUUCAACAUAUCUUAAAAAAAAUCUUUGCAUUUAAUGACCUUUUUGGGGGUCAAUUAGGGGUCGUAUCAUAUCGUAAACCACAAAAUCAUAUCAGUCCUGUUGCUUUUCUGGCAGGUUGAAUUCUUACGUUCAUGCUUCACAGACGAAAAACAAUAUUCUUCAUCAUUGACGUGGUUUUUUGCUAUUUCCAUCAUGACUUUUCAACAUGUUUUGCCUCAUUCUGUGUUGAAUUAUCUUCUCAAAUUAGUUUUAUGAUCAAUUCAACGUAGAUUUAGACUUGCAACGGUUUUUUUAAACAUCUGAAAAAUGUUUCCACCGUUAAAGUAUUUUUAGCUGUUUAGCUGUUACAGACAGAAAAUGUAGAAAAUCACAGGUAUGACACUUUUUUUAUUCUACAGAGAGAAAAGUUGUGUCAUACCUGACACAAGUCUACGUACACACAGCUGAUACUGUGAAACUGUAAAUGGCUUAUUAAAUGCAAGUUUAUUUUCUACUAAAUCCAGGCUUCCUCCCAAGAGUGCUGACGCUAAAAAAAAAAACCAACAGGAAGAAUAUGACUCCUCUUUUUUAUGUUGGUGGGAAUAAAAACAACCAAAUAAAGGGAUUUGACUUUCCUCUUCUUCAUGUACAGUGAAUGCAGCGUGAUGUAAAGUAAUGGAUGAAGAUAAAGACUGGGAAAUGAGUAACUCCGUUAAUACUUAACAGCUCACUGGACAAAAUAUUUUCAGGUCAGAAUGUCUGCUCUCAUGAUUGCUCUCCACACAUCAAUCAUAAAUCCUGUUAUUUUUGGAAUA
Molecule: messenger RNA, 9264 nt
Organism: Cololabis saira (Pacific saury)
Lineage: Eukaryota; Metazoa; Chordata; Actinopteri; Beloniformes; Belonidae
Gene: piezo1
Product: piezo type mechanosensitive ion channel component 1 (Er blood group)
Exons: 54
Coding region: 231-7967 (2578 amino acids)
Source: RefSeq, a predicted model, not a curated record